Galleria mellonella (greater wax moth) is the source of this 1643-nucleotide messenger RNA. It is a transcript of the gene PrBP, whose product is annotated as retinal rod rhodopsin-sensitive cGMP 3',5'-cyclic phosphodiesterase subunit delta. The transcript is spliced from 5 exons. The record is from RefSeq and is a predicted model, not a curated record. Gene Ontology annotation, cellular component: cytoplasm. Gene Ontology annotation, biological process: sensory perception of light stimulus. The coding region runs from base 219 to 692 and encodes 157 amino acids. NCBI's taxonomy places the organism in Eukaryota, Metazoa, Arthropoda, Insecta, Lepidoptera, Pyralidae.
CUAGUAUUUCUAAUCUAUUCCGUCAGUUUUUAAAUGGAAUUCUUAUUUCAUAUAUCUUAAUCUUUUUAUAAGACUGGAUAAAUUUGAACAAUUUGAUCAACAAUAUAAAUUGAUAAAGUGUAAUACUUUGUAUACCUAUUUAAAAAAUAAAUAUCUUCUUAGUAUUUAUUUGAACUUUAAAUUACCACUUCAUCUGAUUUAUAUCAAACAUAUCGAAGAUGACCGAAGUCAUGACCAAUGAAGAAAUUAAGCAGGAUCGUGUUACAAACAUUCUUAAUGGUUUUCAAGUGAAUUGGAUGAAUUUACGAGAUGCAGAUACAGGUAAGAUACUGUGGCAGCACAAUGAAGACAUGUCCAGUCCAGAUGUGGAGCACGAGGCACGGGUACCAAAGCGUAUACUCAAGUGCCGUGUGGUCUCGCGUGAGAUGAACUUCAGUUCUAUUGAAUCUAUGGAGAGAUUUCGUCUAGAACAGAAAGUAUUAUUUAAGGGCCGUUGUCUAGAAGAGUGGUUUUUUGAGUUUGGUUAUGUGAUCCCAAACUCCACUAAUACAUGGCAGUCAGUUAUAGAAUCUGCACCAGAAUCUCAGAUGAUGCCCGCUAAUGUACUAAAUGGCAAUGUGGUGAUAGAAACGAAAUUUUUUGAUGGUGAUUUGUUGAUUACGACUUCGCGAGUACGGCUCUUCUACGUUUGAAGUUUCUAAUAGAAUCAAGCAUUUCCUAGUCAUUUGCUUUUAAUGCAUUUUCUACACUUAACUGUUUAAUUUACUUACAAAAAAAUAAAUUCCUUUCAUUCUAAAAUUUCCACAAAAUUUGGCACACGGUGCUAGUGUUAUGAAUUUAUUUACAAAUUGUACUUAUACAUCAAUUUUAUAAUAAAUAUACGUCCAAAGAGUAUUUUAACUUAUGUAAAAUGUUUAGUUAAGAGUGCCCCUUUUGCCUUAAAACUGUGAUGCAUUUUCAUUCUUCUGAAAUAUGUAUAUUUUUAAUUUAUAAAACAGGUGAUAACUUUAUAUAUCAGUAACUUAUCAAGUUUUUUUUUAAAUGUCUGCACAUUUCUCGAUACAAAUUAAUAAUUUAAUUAAUUAAAUAAUUGUUGUGUCCUGUUAGUGAAAUUAUAUGUCCCAUAAUAUUAAGUAUAUUUAUAUCAUCGAUCAUUAUAACAAUUGAAUAACAUCCCACACUUAUGCACCAGUCUCUUCCCAUAAGAAUAUUUAUAUAAAAUAUAAAUAAGUUAGAUUGCCUGUACAAGCACAAACUGUGUGAAUGUAAUAUUUUUAAAAUUUUAUCUAAAGGUAUGUUAAUUGUUUAUUUGAUUAAUGUGCAGUACAACAAAUAUGUGAUGUCUAUAUUUAUUCCAAAAACAUGUGUCAUUGUACUGUAGGAUAAUAUAUUUUUUUUAAUUGAAGAAUGUUCUCCCCCCACAGAGACUGCCACUUACUGUAAAUUAAAGAUAAAUUGUUAAAAUAUACAUGCACUACUUUAAGCAUUAACAUUCCAUAUAAAUAAUAUCAAUUAGAAGUGGCGUCUAUCUAAAAAUGAUUAUAAUUAGUUUAUUAGUCAAUUACGUAUUGUGUUUGUGUUGACAAUGUCUUAUGUGUAAGUAUUUUUAUGUUUAAGUAUUAAAAUAAAAGUUUAUAAAUUUC